Molecule: messenger RNA, 1798 nt
Organism: Schistocerca cancellata (South American locust)
Lineage: Eukaryota; Metazoa; Arthropoda; Insecta; Orthoptera; Acrididae
Product: rRNA N6-adenosine-methyltransferase ZCCHC4
Exons: 9
Coding region: 311-1744 (477 amino acids)
Biological process (GO): rRNA methylation
Cellular component (GO): cytoplasm; nucleolus
Molecular function (GO): nucleic acid binding; rRNA (adenine-N6-)-methyltransferase activity; zinc ion binding
Source: RefSeq, a predicted model, not a curated record
AGUGAACAGAAGACGAACGACUUUUAUGGUAAAAUUGAGAAUAUACGGCCAGGGCCUAGAUUUAAUCAUAUUUCUUUGAAGAAAGGCGAGAUUUGACAAAAUUCCGUAUUACACUGUCAAUUUUUUUGACAUAUGUAUUUAAUUAUCAACUUUGACGGAGAAAUAUGAUAGCUUAAUACCUGCCUAACGGAUUGACUGUUGUUUACAAACAGAGCGUUGGUUGUUUUGGUGUUCAUAUGGUUGUGUGAAUGGUAUGAUGCGGAAGGAUUGUGUAGUGUAUUGCUGAUUCUGAAGACGAAACACGAAGAAAAUGGGGAGAGGAAUUGAAAAUCAGAACCCGGUUUUGGAUGUCAUUAUGGAUGAUUUGCCAAAUCACCCUCAGUGCCCACAUGGUCCAAUGCUGCUAUUUGCACAAAAGAACAGGAAGUUCUAUGCUUGUUCUGCAUGCAGAGAUAGAAAGUUGUGUCCGUAUUUCAUUCAGUAUGGGACUGAAGUUAGUGCAGCACAUCUUUUAUCUUGUGCUGCUGAACGAGAGAAAUUGGAACCUGCAAGCAAUAUUGAUAUUUUGCGCCAGAAAGUUGUUAAAUUGCUAAAGAAGAAAAAGAAAGUGGAUUACUGUCAUUCUUGUGAAUGUUUUGUACUUGGUUCUGAGGAACAGGGUCACAGUCAGCAUGAAGUUACAGCCAACAUAACCUUUCACCAUUUUACACACCCAUCUGAGCUACUGAAACCCUCAGAGAGGGACAAAAAAGAGGCUCAGUACCUGUUUUCCUCCAGUGCAGUAUCAGUAAUACUGAACUUAGCACAGAAAAAUAAUUUGAGGAAACUGCUCUGUAUUGGGUCACCACGGGUACAUGAGUACGUAAACAGUUCUGAUUACCGGAACAUGCACAGUCUGCUUCUUGACAUAGACACUAGAUACCAUAGCUUUCACAGUCGAGAUAAAUUCUGCUGGUACAAUUCAUUUAACAACUACUUCUUUGACUCCUCUUGCUUGGAAGAAGUACUGAAGCCUUUCUUACUAACGGACGCCAAUGAUGGCAUUUUAUUGGUACUUGACCCACCUUUUGGUGGCAGAAUGGAGCCUUUGGCAUACUCUAUCAAUGAGAUGCGCAAACUGCAUCAGGAAGUUAAUGAGCACCUGCAAAACCCUACGUUUAAAGUUGUCUGGGUAUGUCCAUAUUUCAUGGAACCAUACAUACUUGAUGCCUGUCCAAAGUUGCGCAUGUUGGACUACAAAGUUUAUUAUGAGAACCACCCUCUGUUCUCUCAAGGUUCUAAAAUUAUGAAGAAGGGAUCACCUGUACGGAUUUUCACUGACAUCCCACUAGAGAAAUGUGAAUUACCAGCAGAAGAAGGAUACCGGUUCUGCCCUGUAUGUAGACAGUGGUCUAGUCAGGAGAACAAGCAUUGCACUUAUUGCAACAAGUGUACUUCAAAGAAUGGGACAACUUAUGAGCAUUGCUUUAAGUGCGACAGAUGUGUGAAACCUUCUUGGAAGCACUGUAACACAUGUGGACGCUGUUGCCUAACUAAUCACAAAUGUGGAACUUUUGUUCCUUCUGGUGUUUGUUACCACUGUGGUGGUGAAGGACACAGGAAAGGCAACUGUCCACAGAAUGAGAAACUUGCUACAAAAAGGAAAAAAAGAAAAGUGAAGUAUCACCCAAAGGAGACACCUGAAGUCAUUGUAAAUACGAAUGAAAAGAAAACUAAAGUACAAAAUAAAAGGAAAAGAUUGUAACAUUUCUUUACUGUAUUUCAAUUUAAUUUGUAAAUAAAGAGCUUUGAAUAUCUA